This is a messenger RNA of Sesamum indicum (sesame), 1630 nucleotides long. Its product is annotated as Late embryogenesis abundant (LEA) hydroxyproline-rich glycoprotein family. Gene Ontology annotation, cellular component: plasma membrane. The record is from RefSeq and is a predicted model, not a curated record. Gene Ontology annotation, biological process: defense response to other organism. NCBI's taxonomy places the organism in Eukaryota, Viridiplantae, Streptophyta, Magnoliopsida, Lamiales, Pedaliaceae.
UUUUUGACAAGAUAUACUCAAUUUUCUUGAAGACUGCAUAAUUAUUACAUCAAGAUGCUAUUGACUGAUUGAUACAAUUUGACAUGGUACAUGGCACAAGGAAAAAACAUUCCUACGGUCAGUUCACACAUCCACCUGUUUUCUUGCAAGUCAGUUAGUUGAAGUGUUUACCGCCAGGCCAGCCGCCCGCAAAUCCCGCUCUUGUAUUUCUCUGAUUAAAUCCCGUCACCUUCCUCUCUUCAUCUUUCCCAUUUAUUUUUUCGUUUUUACCCCAAAUUCCACAUUAACUCUCAAACCCUUCUUACAACAUUCAUAUUUUUCCUCAAAAUUCUUGAAAUUCUAUCCCUUCUGACCAACCCCGGAAACAUCAAGAACUCUUUUAGGUUCAAGAAUGCUGUAAUUACGAUCCAAGUGCCAGUCAUGGAUCAUGAUUAAUUGAGAUUCUUGAACAUUCACAAUUUUUUCCCGGAUCUGGGAAUCGAGACAAAAAUGUGGUCUGGGCAACAAAAACCGCCUCUACAAAAGCCUCCGGGUUAUAGAGAGGCCAACACUCCAGUCCCGCGUCCGCGCCCCCGGAAACCCGUAAAACUGCCGCCGUCGUUUUACCAAAACAAGCGGCGGAGCGCCUGUUGCCGCACUUGCUGCUGCUGCAUUUGCAUCUUCACAGUUAUUCUAAUCCUCGCUGUCGUCUCCGCUGGCGGCUUGUUCUACCUCUGGUUCCAGCCCCGUCUCCCGGAAAUCCACUUGACAUCGAUCAACUUCACAAAAUUUAAGGUCACCACUGUGCCUGACGGGCCGAUGCUGGACUCAGAAUGCAGCAUAGGCGUCGAAAUCAAGAACCCGAACCAGGAACUGAAAAUGGUGUAUGAUAGAACUCAGAUUUCAAUAAAUGCGGCUGAAGGGAAUGCGAAUUUGGGUCGGCAGACAGUGCCCGGAUUCACUCAGAACAAGAACAAUGUGACGAAUUUGAAGUUCACGAUGAAGGCCGAGAAGGAGCCUCUUGAUAGUAAGUCUGCGGAUGAAUUGAAAGACGGGUUCAGGAGCAAGAGCUUGUUGGUGGAUGCUGAAUUGAGGACCGGGAUUGGGCUGAAGGGAAGCGGAUGGGCUACUAGCACAGCUCGGGUGGAUGUGCUGUGUCAGGGGGUGAGAUUGAGCCAGGUUCGGGACGGUGGUGAAAUGCCUAAAUGUCGAUUCAAGAUACUUAACUGGGUUUACAUAAACUGAUGGUUUCAAGUUUCAAACUAAUCAUGUCCAUUUGGACAUGAGAUUGGGAUUAUUACCUGCCUACAGAGGCAUAAACUGGCCACGAAAAGAUCUGUACAAUGUUGUGGGCAAGUUUUCUGUCAUCAGUUCCAGUUCUCGUCAGUUCCCAAAUGCAAAUUAUAUAGACAACAUUAAAUCUUGGCUUGUCUAACAAUGUAAUCAUAUUACUACUAUAAGAACUGAGAGUAGUCUAUAUAUGUCUAUAUAUAUAUAUAUGUAUCCUGUAAUUGAUUGAUGCUUGAAUGUGUUGUCUGUUGAGGAACCAUCAGGUUCAGGUCCAUUUCUAUGAAUACUAAGGGCUGCUUGGAUUCCCUAAUGAAAUUGAUAUGUUGCCUUUUUCUGUUUAUGGAAAAGGUGAAAAUCUUGA